AACGUCAAGUUGACAGAUAAAACGUCAACUUUGUUUAAAUAAAAUUUUAUUAAUCAAAUUACUCAAACAAUACAAGAUUUUAAACUCAAUUAGUUUUAAUUAGCUUUUAAUGUUGCGUGCUUAUUAAAUUAACUCUAGAAAUGAAUUCGUUUUUUAACUUAAAUUUAUUCGUGUUCAGUGUAGCGAAAAAUUGAUUUAACAUCACGAUAAUAAUCGGUUUAAAAGAAAAUAUUUAAGGAGAAAUGUUGGAUUCAUCGCCGGAAGAGGAAGAUUUUCCAGGUAGACUCCUUCAUCAGGCUGCUUUAUGGGAUAACACGGAACUUUUAGAAGAUCUUUUAGCUGGGGGGCAACAAUCUUUUAUUAAUUCGCAGGAUAGUUGGGGGAGGACACCUCUUCAUGCAGCAGCAAUUUGCGAAAAUUCUCGAUGUUUACGAAUAUUGCUCAAUGCAGGGGCGGAUCCGAGUGUUCAAUGUGGUCCUCAGGGUGAAAAUAAGACUCCAAUGCAUUUGUGUGCUGAACAUGGUUACGCCGGUAAUAUUAAGGUUUUGUUGCAACAAGGGGCUAGUAUGCUGACGAGAGAUAUUAAUGGAAUGACUCCUUCUGAUUUAGCAGAUAAAGCUGGGCAUACCGAGUGUAUUGGUAUACUCAAAGAGGCUGCGGGUAAGUAAUCAAAAUAAAUUCAAAAAAUA
Molecule: messenger RNA, 689 nt
Organism: Onthophagus taurus
Lineage: Eukaryota; Metazoa; Arthropoda; Insecta; Coleoptera; Scarabaeidae
Source: RefSeq, a predicted model, not a curated record